Messenger RNA from Pieris napi, 2814 nucleotides. It is a transcript of the gene Cyp9g3, whose product is annotated as probable cytochrome P450 9f2. The record is from RefSeq and is a predicted model, not a curated record. Bases 37 to 1599 code for a protein of 520 amino acids. The transcript has 10 exons. Gene Ontology annotation, molecular function: oxidoreductase activity, acting on paired donors, with incorporation or reduction of molecular oxygen; iron ion binding; heme binding. NCBI's taxonomy places the organism in Eukaryota, Metazoa, Arthropoda, Insecta, Lepidoptera, Pieridae.
CCACUUCAAUCACAGUUGAUUCGAAGCUCAACAGCGAUGCUCAUUGAAGCUGCUAUUUUCUUCGUGACAGCGGUAUUAACCUACCUAUACUACAACUACAAGCAAAUACAUAACUACUUCGAUGCCCGAGGAAUAAAAUAUGUGCCCGGAUGGCCAGUCUUUGGCAAUACAAUCCAGAGUUCAUUUAAAAAGACGCAUAUGGUUGAGGAUUUAGAUGCUGUGUAUAGAGCAUAUCCUGAUGAGAGAUAUGUCGGUUACAUAGAAGGAAAAACCAGGAUAAUCAUGAUUCGUGACCCGGAGAUCAUAAAGGCUGUGACGGUGAAAGAUUUUGAGCAUUUCGUGGAUCACAGAGACUUUAUACCCGUGGAAGUUGAGCCUCUAAUGGGAGACAGUAUAUUCAGCAUGAAAGGUGACAGAUGGCGCGAUAUGCGAACUACUUUGAGUCCAGCAUUUACAAGCUCCAAGAUGCGACGAAUGAUGCCAUUCAUGAAUGAAAUUAGCGCUAAUAUUAUCGAAUAUGUCAAAGAGCACAUAAACGAGGAUAUUAAUGUUGACGACUUAAUCAGACGGUAUACAAAUGAUGUCAUUGCAUCAACUGCUUUUGGUCUUACGGUUAAUUCUCUUAAAGAUAAAGAUAAUGAGUUUUAUAAGACCGGCCGAGCAUUAUUCAACUUCCCGUUUUUUAGAAGAAUUAUUUUCAUUAUUAAUAUGCUAUUUCCUGCAGUGGCAAAGAUUCUGGGCGUACGUAUUUUUCCUCCAGAAGCUACUUCGUUCUUUAUGAACAUUGUGUCUGGCACGAUGGAGCACCGAGAAAAAAACAACAUUGAGAGACCAGAUAUGAUUCAACUUCUUAUGGAUGCAUCUAAGGGAAAGCUCAAAACCGAUAAAGAAGGCACUGACGAUGUGGCUACAGAAUAUGACCUAAAAUCAUCUAACGCUUCUAGAAAUUGGUCUCAAUCAGAGUUAGCAGGUCAAGUAUUCAUUUUCUUUGCUGCUGGAUUUGAAAGCUCAGCCUCAACCUUAGUCAUGUUGCUUCAUGAAAUAGCCCUAAACAAUGAAGUUCAGGAGAAAUUGUACCAGGAGAUAAGAGAGUUUCAGGAGAAACACGGAUCACUAGUUUACGACCGAAUAAGUGAUUUGAAGUAUUUGGAUUGUGUCUUGAAUGAAGCGUUAAGAAAAUGGUCUGUAGCAGUUGUAGCAGACAGAGUUUGCACGAAACCCUAUGAAUUACCACCACCUCAUGAAGGAGGCAAACCAUGCAAGUUAAAUCUUAACGAUAUCGUAUACACUCCAAUCAACUCUCUCCACAUGGACCCGCUUUACUUCCCGAACCCUGAAGUGUUUGACCCUGAGAGAUUUUCCGAUGAGAAUAAACAUAAUAUUAAGCCAUUCACAUUUAUGCCAUUUGGUGUUGGACCUAGGAUUUGUAUUGGUAUCCGAUUUGCUGUAAUGGAGUUGAAAGUGCUAUUAUAUUACCUAAUAGCCAACUUUAAGGUUGUGAAAUGCUCGAAGACGAGUGACCCGCCGGUUUUGGCACCAGAAGAUGUCAAAAUUAUGGCGAAGGGUGGGAGCUGGGCGAAAUUUGAAGUCAGGGAAUAGAAGUAGUAUGGAUUCCCGGAGACUACCUCAGUCAACCAAACCCCCCGUGUGGUUCUGUUUCAGAGGCAGCGCCUGCCUAAUAAAAAUAACUGUACUCUAUUUCGACUAAACAGGCCUUGUGGAAUCGAUGGCACUCACUCCCGAAGCGAUAAUUCACUCUGUUUCGAAGUCAGGUUUUUAUGUACGUUGCAGAUCAAUCGUUUGAAUAAUCACCUCAUAAUAAAGAUGUAACGUCUCGCCCAAUAUGUUACCCUCAUUUACUAAUUACGAAGUCAGUUUCGUACCUAUCAUUAGCUAAAGUACCAUCUGAAUUCUCCUGCAAAUGCACCAGGAAUGGACGGGAAAAGGAUUUGAUUGCUAAUUAAAAAUAUAAUUACCAUGUUUUAUGUAUUUAUUUGCAUUAGGUUACAGUUCAAUUUUACUAGUACCGUAGUAGUUUAUUUUAGUAGUAUGUCAUUUCUUGGCGAGUCACACGAAAAGUUUCUGAGGUAAUCUUCCAAACUGAAACUCCAGAAAUUGUAGUACAAAUAUAUCACAUAAAAUACUCCCCACAUAAUGCAGAACAGAUAUACUGAACGCUAGCUGUAUUAUAGCUCCACACCCAACAAUUUUUUCUUAAAAAAUCCGCUAUUACUCUAAUCGGUUUACGUCCAAAGGAAUCAAAAUAUUCUCCAACUUUUUCGUGGUUAAUAUGAUUAGCUACCCAAUGAGAGCGUGGUUUUGUGUUUGAGUCGAGAUUGCAUUUAAUAAAUGCGGGUAAGUGUAUGUGCAUUGGUAGGCGAUUCGAGGGGUACACGCUAUACUGUAUGCUGGGAUGUAUUCUAUGGAGACUCAUUUGUAAGUUUAAUGUAUUUAUUUUUACUCCAGCGCGCUUGACCUUCUACUUAUAUAUAUUGCACUUAAUGCAAUUCCAAUUCCUAUCUUUCUAUCACGACAUCCUAAUAUAUGUAAUAUCUUAAUCUUAUUAAAAGCAAUCAUAUCUAUAUCAUGAAGUAAUUCAAUUUCUGGUUUAGUAUUUUUUAACGUAGCAUCCCAACUUAAUCCAGGUGCUGUAUAGUAAUGAGCCGGAUCUAAUUCGUAGGUUCGAAUGCAAACACACCUAAAAUUUUCAAAAAUAUCUGCUAACAGUAAAUCAUCCGUUUUUAAAUAAAGAUUUUUUUUUAUAGAACGGGGGGCAAACGGGCAGGAGGCUCAUCUGAUGUUAAGUGAUACCGU